AAUGAGAGUUCUACCAUUGACAUAGGUAAGGAUGUCUGCGGCAGUGUGCGGGAGCAAGAGAUCGUUCUUUGAUGAUAUUCCGUCGCCAUCGGCUUCUGUCUCGAAGAAGCUCCGGCGCUGCUCGCCUUCAUCUCCUUCUUCGGCUCGUUUUGCUCCGUUGCCUUCUCCCGUCGAUCACCUCCGUGCCCUCUUUCCUCUUAUGGACCCCGAGCUUCUCGAGAGAGCACUACUCGAAUGCGGCAACAAUAUAGACACUGCGAUCAAGAGGCUUCAAGAGCUUCACUUAGGAGCAUCAGAGGCUAAAGGGGAAAAGACGGGUCUUGUUGAGGAACUGGGUGCAACUUCUGAGAAGGAUAUAUUAACCAACAAUGGACAAGCUGCUGCUGCGGCUACUGUUCAGAUUUCAUCAGCCCCUGAAGCUCUGCCUGUUGAUGGUGCAGAAUGGGUGGACUUGUUUGUGAGGGAGAUGCUGAGUGCUUCAAGUGUGGGUGAUGCCAAAGCCCGUGCCUCUAAACUGCUGGAGGUUCUGGAGAAGUCCAUCAGUAAACAUGUUGCGGAGGAGGCAGCCCAAAUUUCUCACAAGGAAAAUAUCUUGUUAAAGGAACAGAUCCAAGUGUUGGUUCAAGAAAACACAGUACUGAAGCGUGCGGUGGCUAUACAGCACGAACGUCAAAAGGAGUACCAGGACAGAAACAAAGAGUUGGAACAUUUGAAGCAGUUGGUGCCUCGGUAUCAGGAGCAGAUGCGAAGUCUAGAGGUAAAUAACUACGCCUUAACGUUGCACUUGAGGCAGGCACAGCAAAGCAACUCCAUCCCGGGGCGUUUCCACCCAGAUGUUUUCUAAAAGUAAGUAAAACAAGGAGCAUGGCAUACAUAUAGAUGAGAUGUUUAGUUUUAUGAUCAUAGAAUUAGCAGCAAUAGUAGCAUGCUUAUGGUGACAACAAUGCCU
Messenger RNA from Hibiscus syriacus, 949 nucleotides. RefSeq lists its product as uncharacterized. NCBI's taxonomy places the organism in Eukaryota, Viridiplantae, Streptophyta, Magnoliopsida, Malvales, Malvaceae. Bases 32 to 844 code for a protein of 270 amino acids. The record is from RefSeq and is a predicted model, not a curated record. The transcript has 6 exons. Gene Ontology annotation, molecular function: ubiquitin binding.